This is a messenger RNA of Aureobasidium pullulans EXF-150, 6664 nucleotides long. RefSeq lists its product as uncharacterized. Lineage: Eukaryota; Fungi; Ascomycota; Dothideomycetes; Dothideales; Saccotheciaceae. Bases 252 to 6257 code for a protein of 2001 amino acids. The record is from RefSeq and is a predicted model, not a curated record. The transcript has 3 exons. Gene Ontology annotation, biological process: phosphorelay signal transduction system; protein autophosphorylation. Gene Ontology annotation, molecular function: histidine phosphotransfer kinase activity; protein binding; phosphorelay sensor kinase activity.
GCUGGCUGUUUCAAGCGGCUGCUGCACGCUUUGGACGAGGCAUACCACGACCAGGACUAGCCCUCUCGAUCCACCUCGCUAUUCGCUCUCGACGACGAGCUCCGGUCGAGCAGCUCUGCACACGCCGCAAUCGCCCUUGUUCCUGAGAAGCUGCGGAUGCGUCCUCUGUCCACGGGCCCAUCUGCUGCGCGCUGCUUUGCUGAACAAGACUUGGCCCUACGGUGCUGAGGCCCGAACGAGCCCGAAGGGGGAUGUCUGGUCUUCCCACCACAAACAACGACGCUGCCAUGCGUUCAAACAUGGCCCCGCCGCCGUACAGGGACGAUACCGACGACGACGACGAUGCCGCCACCCCUAGCGCGACUCCCGCUCCUGCACCCACCACUGCCGCCAGCAAAGUCCAAUCGCGCCCGACACUGCGACCCUCGCCGCCGCACAGUCAAAACACUCCGACAAUAAACGAGCCUCCCUCAUCUGAGGACAGCGCUCCUUCGGUCAGUCCGGACGAGGCAGAGAUAGCGAGGCUGCGCGCCGCCGUCACUGCCAGGAUGACAUCUAAUUUGCAGCGGGCAAAGGCCAACUUAGCCGCUCAACAGCACCAGCAACAAUCUUUGUAUCAACCCCAGCCUGAUUCCUCGCUGGCUCCUUCCGUCACCCGUUCGACCAGCUCUACUCAAUUGCCUCGUCGUCCAUCACCUAUCAAGGAGGAACAUGCUCCUACCAUGUCCCCUCUCACCGCUGCCUUUAGCAGUCCUCUGGCCACCACCCAAACGGCCUCCACAGACUCGACCUCGUCAUCAGCUCGUACUAUUCGUGGAAGCGCCACUGCUACUCCGGCUGCUAUGCCGUUGCGUACACCGUCGUACCCCUUCCCGUACGUUCCUGGAACCCCACGUACAUGGUCGUCAUCCUUCCACCAACCUUUUACCGCUUUAUCGCCAACUGUAUCGGCCGCCCAAUCUGGUGAUAGCAGCACCCCUGGUGGCAUGCCCAUGUCUGGUGCAACUACCCCCGCCGCUACUGGUGCAGCUUUUGCUCCUCACGGCUUCGAGUUCGCGCCGAGUCAGGAUCCUCGUUUCCCGACUCCUAAUGUCUAUGAUCUUGUCUUGCAACUCAACUCAGAGCCUGGCCUGGAAGCUUGGUGGUCAUCAGUUGCCAAUAUUAUGAAUGACGUGUACAAGGCAGAUCGAGCGAGUUUGGCUCUUCCUGCCGAUUCAAACGACAUUGAGAAUGUGCCUUGGGGUCAGAAGACGACUUUCAAUGUUGCUGGUCGUGAGGAUGAACAGUACGAGGGGCAACCGUCAACCCAGCAGGCGCCUCCUGUGCUAUCUUUGCCUCCACGUUCUGUCCCGGACCCAUCCCCUUUGAGCCGUGUCCGUCCAAGUCUCGAAUCUCGCCAUUCGUACGCCGGACAAGGUACUGCUGAUGCACCCCAACGUGCAGGCUCUGCAUUACGCCCAAACAUGCCUUCACGCACUGUCAGCCAUGCACCCAGCUUAACAAAUGUUCCAAUGCCAUCUCCAGGUCUCGAUUACCGCCUUCGCAAUUACCGUAGCACAUCUGUCAGCGAACCAGAGUUCAGUAGUGUUGGUGGAUACAGCCAGCCAACUCAACUUGCCGUUUAUCCUGUACUCAAAGGCUUGGACUUCGAAGUGGACGGCUUGAUUGAUUCGAGUGGUAUCAACAGAGUGCUGGAGAGAGGCAAGCUGAUCACGCUAACGCGUGACUACUCGACCAACGGUCAUGACAGCCAGAGCUCUUCUAAUAGCUCACACGAGGAAGCCGCUGCUUCAGCCAAAUCGAAGACUCAGCAGCAGCAGCAGCAACAACCACCACCGCCGCCACCAUCUCAACUACCAGUGCAAACGGCCGGCAAAGCUCCCCAAGGCUUCCGUACCCUCUUCUCGCAAAUGGACAACAAUAACAACAAACGUCGCGGAUCAGCCUUCGAGGAAUAUGAACAAUAUCCACCUUCACCUUGGGCCCAGUCACCUGCACCCUCGCCUGCUAUCCAAGCCGAUCCAGACAAUAAUCCUUUCUUCACGGCAGAGGAGAGCGUCGAAGAUUCUUUCAACCCGACCGAUGCCGCCCAUGACUAUUCACACUUGGAACCAGUCGAAGCAAUCGGAGUCGAUCGAGCUCAUACUGUUGUGCACAUACCUCUUAUCCACCCAACAUUGUCACCGAUAAUGCACAACUACCGUACCGAGUCGCCCAACACGGAAUCUCGCCCCGAAAGUCGCGCCCAGUCCAUGUCACAGGUGUCUAGUGGUGAUCGUAAAGCGCCCAUUGCCAUUCUGUCCCUUCUCAGUCCCGCCGUGCCAUAUCCUCAGAACCUCAUCCAGUCUCUCAAAUUGCUUGGCCCCCAUCUGGCGACUUCUUACUACAUGGCGCAUCAGUACACCAACGCUCAUAAUCAAGCAAUGGGUGUUCGUCACCGAAAGAGUAUCACAGGACACAACGUUGGCUUCGCGCCAUUAAACAUUGCUCCUGGAAACUUGGAUGAUCUCAUCCGCGCUGAUCUGGAUGAAGUCGCUGGUUCCAUCUCUGGGAGUAUGACUAGUCCAUCCGACUAUUCUGGACGUUCAAGACAUAGUCCUUCUGGUUCCAUAGUCGGCACUCCAGGCUGGGACCCCGCCGCCUUUGGCCUCAACUCCAACAGCAAAUCUGUGGUUGGUACACCAGCUGGUCUUCGUGGAACCGAGAUAAACGACAGCUACUUUGAUGUCAAGAAGAUGCAUCGAUCAACAGGCGCUGCUAGUAAUCAGACGUCAUUGACCACGCCUGCGAAGGACAGGAGCCAAAGAGUCUCAAUCUCCGCAGUCGAUGACGACCAACCAGGCCCAAAGAGCGAAAGACGACCCAGGCAAUCUCGUUCCGGCAAAGAGGACAAGUCUCCACUCAAACCUGCUGGUCGCGAGCCAAGCCCUACACAGACUGUCGACAUUGCUAGGAAGCCCAGUUUCCGUAGCAAUGCACCCCCACCCGCAAUUGUGGCCGAAGGAGACAAGCGCCAUUCAGUUUUGCACUCAUACGGUGCCGACUUCAGCUCGUCAUUCCAAGGACUUCCUGCUGCAACCACGCCUGGUCCGAAAACUCCUGGGCUAACCAGUCACGUCAGAGCAAGCUCCAUUUCCGAAGAGAUGCCCCCACCAUCGGAGCGCUUGUUGCGCACAAUCAUUGACUCCUUGCCUGUACAGAUUUUCACUGCUGCACCUGGAUCUGGUGCCAUUACAUGGGUGAACUCGAAGUUCUUGGUCUACCGCGGGCAUGAUUCUAGGCAGGUUUUGAAAGAACCUUGGCAAGCUAUUCACGCCGAAGACAGAAGCAAAUAUAUGGAAAGCUGGAACAGGUCAUUGCGAACAGGCCAGCAAUUGCAACAAAAGAUCCGUCUUCAGCGAUUUGACGGUAACUAUCGCUGGUUCUACGUCCGAGCGGCUCCACUGAAAGACAAGAAACAAAACAUUGUUCACUGGAUUGGUACAAACAUGGACUUCCACGAACAGCAUCUGGCCGAGCUGAACCUUGCCCGCCAACAAGAGACUGCUGCUUCAGAGGCCAAAUACCGAGCACUGGCCAACUCGAGCCCUCAGGUCGUAUUCACCGUCAACAAGUCCAAGGGUAUCACGUUCUGCAACUCACAGUGGCUUAACUAUUCUGGUCAAAGCGAGACGCAGGCUCUGGGCAUCGGCUUUAUGGAACACGUGCAUCCAGAUGAUAUUGUCAAGUGCAGGUUGCCUGCUUUCGAGAACGACUCGACCAAUGCGACCAAUGUCCCAACCACCAUGCCACCAGAGCCGCGUAGAACACAGUCAUCUUCUGCUCAGUCAUCAAGCGCAUCAUCUGACACUGAACGUGCACCGACUAGUCCUGUCAACACAUCGCCAACCACACAGUUGCCUCAGGCAAGACUUUCGCAGUUGGCCUCUACUGGUAUUCUCAAAGUCUCGAGAGAUGCUGAUGGAAAGCCCUCAUACUCGACCGAAGUUAGACUGCGAUCAAAAGAUGGUGAAUACAGGUGGCACCUUGUCAGAGUCCUACUUGCUGAGCGCGACUUACAAGAAGACGAAGAGGAGACAUGGUAUGGGACUUGCACCGAUAUCAAUGAUCACAAGGCUCUUGAGCGUGACUUGAAGGAGACCAUGGAUGAGAAGUCUCGCUUCUUGAGCAACAUGUCCCACGAGAUCAGAACGCCACUCAACGGCAUCACUGGUAUGGUCAACUUCUUGAUUGACAGCAGUUUGACUUCAGAGCAGAUGGAGCAUGUGAACAUCAUUCGAGCUUCCACAGAAGGAUUGCGUGGUCUGAUCAACGAUAUUCUCGACCUUUCAAAGGCUGAGGCUGGCAUGAUCCAGCUUAACAUGGACUGGAUGCAUGUCCGUUCUCUUAUCGAAGAAGUCAACGACCUUACCUCUGCCAUGGCUAUCGACAAAGGCCUUGAGUUGAAUUAUCUCGUCGAACCCGACGUCCCCUCUCAAAUCAAGGGCGACCGCUUCCGUAUUCGCCAGAUUCUGCUCAACAUCAUUGGCAAUGCAAUCAAGUUCACAAUGGUCGGUGAAGUGUUUAUUCGCUGCAGCGUCCCACAAGAAGAAGAGAACCUGCCAACCGAUGACUCGAUGUAUAUUCAGUUCGACAUUAUGGACACUGGUCAAGGCUUUACCGAGAAGGAGGCGCAGUAUCUCUUCAAACGCUUCAGCCAAAUUGACGGAAGUAGUACUCGACAGCAUGGCGGAACAGGUCUCGGUCUCGUCAUCUCACGUCAACUUGCUCAGCUGCACGGAGGUGACAUGAGUGCAAGAGGUGUUCCUGGUAAGGGAGCCACCUUCACCUUCAUCAUCAAGACGACUCUACCGGCUGGAGACGAUAAGCCGCCUCCACCACCUUCUACCCCAGGCCCUGCGCUGCUGCCCGCUACACCCAUGUCACCUUCGCCUAUGCCGACAAUCAUGCAAGAUCCUAGGUUAUCCAACACGCUCAACAUCCCCUUCAGUGGCUCACCCCGGCCGCUGUCAGAUGUCGUGGAUGCACCAUCACCAGACUUUGACAGAGCAUCUCCAGUCACCUCUUCUUCUGCAAGCUCGGACCCAUCAAUCAGAGCCGGUACCGUUGGUAGUGCUCAGUCGGUCAGGUCCUCUGCGUCAUCAUUCGUGCCUGAUCCAUCUCUCAUGUCACUCUCGCCACCAAUUGAAUUGGAGAUUCCUUCCGGAGGGAAGCCUGGUCGCGCUGAAUCAGCCAGCUCGGCAAUCAGCGACUCGAGUGGCACUGGUGUCGCUCCACAAUCUACCAUCAGAAUGGUCACCCCUGGUGGUAGCCACUUACCUCCUAUGUACUCGAUCCUGGUUGUCUGCCCUCUCCUGCACGCUCGCGAGGCAACAGUUCAGCAUAUGGAUAUGACAUUGCCCAAGAAUAUCCCUCACAAGAUCACAGCCAGAGAAAAUGUGCUGGAGUGUCAGAAGAUGAUUGGCGGUGACGAUCCAAUGAUCUUCUCGCAUAUCGUUCUGGUCCUGCAAUCUGUUCCGGAAAUUAUCGCAUUUGUGCAGCAGGUCUUGUCCUCGGUUUCUCACUCUUCAACACAGCUGGUGCUUAUUACUGAUUUGCAACAACGACGAAAGCUUAUGGAGCAAGCUCCGCAAUACGACUAUGAUGCACUGUCAAAGCAAAGGAGGAUGCAAUUCAUCUUCAAGCCACUUAAGCCAAGCAAGUUUGCCGCAAUCUUUGACCCGCGCAAAGAGCGUGAGAUGAGCACCGACCGCAACCAGGAUUCAGCGCAACAGGUGGCCGUCAGCCAGAAGCAAGUAUACGAAGAGAUGAUACGCCGUCUGGGCAACAAGAACAAGAGGGUACUGCUGGUUGAGGACAAUCGUGUCAACCAGAUGGUUCUUCUCAAGUUCCUCAGCAAGGUCAACGUGAAGGUUGACACAGUAUUGGAUGGUGUGCAAUGUACCGACAAAGUCUUUGCUAACCCCCAUGGAUACUAUUCCAUCAUUCUGUGCGAUCUCCACAUGCCCAACAAAGACGGUUAUCAGACGUGUCGAGAAAUCCGUAAGUGGGAGAAGAAGAACAAACAGCCAUACUUGCCGAUUGUUGCACUGUCUGCCAACGUCAUGGGAGAUGUAUACGCCAAGUGCGUAGACGCAGGAUUCAACAGCUAUGUGACCAAGCCUGUCGACUUCAAGGAACUUAGUACCGUCAUGUUGAUGUAUCUGGAUCCCGCGGACCCUAGCCAACCCAUCGAGUUCAUGAAGCAGAAGAAGUAAGCAUCGUGUCUUCUGGAGGAAGAGCAAGAUUAUCUUUGGCGGACCACCGAAAGUACAAAAAGGAAGAAGAUGACACGGGGAGGACGAACCCAUCAGGCGCAAAGGCGUUGGAUGGAUGUGUUUAACGGAAUGUUUUUUUAUGGAACGGGCUGUCUUUUUGUUCCUGCCUUAUCAUUGAAAUGAUAGUUCUUUUUGCGAGGAGCAGAGGGUAGAAAGAGGGUGUUUUGAUCUCUUUUGGGCGGCGAAACAGCAUGGAAUGGGGUCAUCGCGCUUUCCAAAAUCUUUGUUGCGUUGUCGCCAUUCUCGAUUACUUUUUUUUUUUUACCUGCCUGUUCGCCCUGCAUAGCGAUACAUUGGACUUAUUUUCUUUAUCUCUGUCCUUCUCUUUAUAUUCGGUUCAAUCACCU